Molecule: messenger RNA, 3194 nt
Organism: Patiria miniata (bat star)
Lineage: Eukaryota; Metazoa; Echinodermata; Asteroidea; Valvatida; Asterinidae
Gene: map11
Product: microtubule-associated protein 11-like
Exons: 10
Coding region: 22-1881 (619 amino acids)
Biological process (GO): cilium assembly
Cellular component (GO): TRAPPII protein complex
Molecular function (GO): alpha-tubulin binding
Source: RefSeq, a predicted model, not a curated record
UAUCAUCGCGUCGCAUCGCGCAUGCGUGAAAAUAUAUUGAAGAUGGCGGACGAUUUGGACGUGCUGCAAAAAGACUGCAAAUUUGAGUUACUUUUCCCUUCGAAAGAGCCGACGGACUGGCUUGAUAUUCAACACAUUCCACCUAGAUGUAAAAUCUACUCCGGGGAGCGGGUCACUUUCGCCCUCUUAGUGCAAUAUGUCGGUGAAAAUGACUGCAAAGAACGGGUGCAGGAAUGGCAGUCGGCGGUACGUUCCGUGCACUGCAAGGCGCACAUCGGUUGCAGCACAACCGACAACAAUGCGGUUACGUGCGUUACGAAAUCGCCGGGCAGAUCGAAGUCAGGGGGGCGGAGUCACGGUUCCUCUAGGCCGUCCAACUCGUUAAGCAGAUCAGCUAGGAUUUGCAAACCCUUUGAAACAUUCAACACAGGAAAAGCUACAGUGAGAGAGAGUGAGCCUAUCAUACAUGAUGAUGUCGUCAUCUUUCCCCUGAGUGCUCCGUUGAACACCUUGCCAAGUUCCCUGCGGACGCUGACCGUGUCGGUGCACAUCACCAGUCAGGCCACGUCCCGCCGAUACCCACGAGAAAACAACUACCUGGAUUUACUCCUGCAGUUACCCAUGGAAGACGUCUUUCAGCUACAGCGCCCUCUGUUGAAAUGCACCGUGAAAGCAGAGUUGGCCAUUCUACCUCCGCCUGAGAUUCGAUGCCAACAUGUGGCCGUGGCGGGCAAACAUUUUCUUAUUAUCAAGGUUAACAACGACUAUGCAGAGAGGCUGAUACUAGACCAGGUUGAAGUGUUGUGGAAUAAGAACCACAGUCUGCAGCACGCACCCCAUCCAGCCUGGCCGCAUAAGACUGAUCAAGCUUCAGUUAACGAUAUUCUAGAUGAGAUGGAUAAUACAUUCAUAGAGUUGGUCUCUAGUCCGUCAUAUCACACACCAUCGUCCCUUCAACCCUUAGAGCAACACGCGUUCGUCUUCCAGCUUCACUUCAGCCAGUUCUGGAGAAGCAAGCCAGCUAAGGGCAUUGAGUUGCCUCUCUUACUGAGUAUCACGUGGUACGUUCAGUCCAUGGCCAGUAGGCAAACUGUCUGCACUCACUACUCACUGCCUAGCCUGAGACUGGAUUUCCCAUCCUUCAUCAUGUCUGCACAGUGUCCGUCACCCAUACAGGUUGGCAACAGUUUUAACGUGAACUACACGUUACUAAACAACCUUCAGGACUUCUUGGGAAUAACAUUACUAUGGAUGCCCGGCAAUCGCUCCAUGACAGACACAGACGAGACAUCAUCCCGAUUUAUUGAAGAGGCUGUAGUAUGUGAACAACCUAAGAUGGAUCUUGGAGUCUGUCACAAAGGGUCAACGACCGACGUGUCGGUGACCUUCCAGGCUGUUAGAUCCGGCGUACACGAGAUCGGCAAGUUUAUGAAGUUGAAACUGCAGUAUGCCACGCCGCCCAAUCAACAACCACCCCAACCGACGACCGCUCCCUCCUCGCCGUCCAAACUACCUCCGGUCGCCAUGGCGACCUCUGGCGAGGAGUCGCAGACAAACACGUUUCCACGGCGCGAGCGGCGCCGCUUCAAACGUCCCACGCUACCUCGUCAGCACUCGUUCUCGUCGCUGUAUCAGCGAUUUCAGAUAGCGGGCAACAGGUCUCGUUCCAACUCCUUCACCAGUGACGACGACACUCACUCGCUGCCGGGGGAUCUGACUGAACGGGGAGAUGCAGCGUCGUGUUCAUCGCUCAAUGGGUCAAACAGUGUCACCAACAGUCCAGUCAAGACACAGCAUGUACCCAACAACCAACCACCCCCUAAACCAUCCGUCAGUAUCGACAAGAUUGCCAAAAGGAGAAGUAAAAUCUAUGUUAUAUGACCUCUUCAAUGCAAGGUCACAGUCAUGAGGUCAAAGGUCAUAAGGUCGGGUCAAACAGUGUCAGUCCAACAGUCCAGUCAAGACACAGCAUGUACCCAACAACCAACCGCCCCCUAAACCAUCUGUCAGUAUCGACAAGAUUGCCAAGAGGAGAAGUAAAGUUUACGUUAUAUGACCUCUCCAGUGCCCGGUCACAGUCAUGAGGUCAAAGGUCAUAAGUUCGGGUCAAACAGCUUAACCAAUAGUCCAGUCAAGACACAGCAUGCACCCAACAACCAACUACCCCCUAAAACCUACUGUUCUACUUGUUUCACCUGGGUCUUACGUUUCGGGGGAUUUCAGACCUUGAAAGACUUGGGAAAGCUUCAGUUCAAUAUGGGUCCAUGUUCUGAAGUCAAAUUUGCUAUGAGUCAGAGGCCAAGCCAAAGUUCCAAGUAUUCCAAUUUAGUUUGGGGUAAUCAAGGCUUCUAAAUGAUUCUUGUGACAGUUUCCAGUUGUUUCCAGUUUUCAGCUAGAUUUUCAGCAAUGAGUAGCUGUUUUGGCAGCUGUAGUGCUUGCAUUUGGCAAAUUAGUCUUAUUUUUUGUUUUAAUCCCACUUCUGACACCAUGAAUCCCACUUCUGACACCAUGUAAGAUGUAAGCCACCGGGUACUCAUUGGACAGUAGGAAGAUGUCUGAUGUCUGACCAUACAUCUGGCAUGACCACUAUGAUGUAUGUCAAGGGCCACAUGUCAGUUACUUGUCCUACAACAUGGAUAUCUGUAUUUCUGGAGACCAAUGUGGAGUUCUGAAAUUCCCCGUUGGUCAAAAUGUACAAGGCCAGAUUGUCUGUAUUCAUUGUGUUACUCCCUAUGUUCAUGCACUUUUAACAAAAAAGACAUCGCAACUUAUAUUUCUAAUGCCAGGGUUUGCAGUUUACAAUGCAUGAAAGAGCAUUUACAAAUGUAAAACGUGUUCUCUUUUUUAUAAAAGAUGGAUAUAUAUAUAUAUGUAUAUGGGACUGUGCAAUGACACUUAUGCAAGCGUUUUCAAAACAUAUCAAGGUUCUCAAAGAUUUUUGAGAAUUCUAGAGAGAAAUGUUCAAGCUGGAAAGAUAAAAGACAAAUUUGAUACACGUGAAGUUGUUUACGUUUAGUUAAACGGAUGUGAAGUCCGUUUACAUUUAGUUAGGAUGAAUAUCCUGUAAAGUUUAUUAUACACCGUCUGAAUAAAUCCCCGUAGUGCGUCGUUGAUCAUGUGUUGUUGAAUUAUUCGUCCCAAGACACGCACAGCAAAGGCCAAGUUCGGGCAAGGACCAUUAGUCGACUAGUGGU